Geodia barretti is the source of this 6141-nucleotide messenger RNA. NCBI's taxonomy places the organism in Eukaryota, Metazoa, Porifera, Demospongiae, Tetractinellida, Geodiidae. The record is from the annotation of a GenBank genome assembly.
CUGGUGGCUGCGGGAUCGAUUUUGGUGGCGGUUAUUGGGUCCCAAACCAUUGGCAGCAGCACAGACAUUGACUUUGUGAAUCUGUUCGUGGAGAGGCUUUCCGGCCGGUCGGGCAGUUUCCUGGGUGGACUGGUUGGCGCUACGUCCCUUUUUGCCUUUGCCGCCGGGAUGGCCUCGGCCGUCAAUCCCUGCGGUUUUGCCAUGCUGCCGGCUUACCUGGGGCUUUACUUGAGCUCGGGAGCGUCCGAAGAAGACCGUCCGGGGCCUCUCAGGCAACUGGCACAAGCGCUCCUGGUGGGUGCGGCUGUAACUCUGGGAUUUGUUGUACUGUUCGGCUUUGCGGGAACCCUUAUAGGGUUAGGAGCAGCCUUCGUUGUUAGCUAUAUACCGUGGAUUGGUCUUCUCAUCGGGGUGCUUCUGACAUUGACUGGGGCCUGGCUAGUAGGAGGGGGCAAGUUAUAUACGGGAAUAGCUGCCCGGGCUGCCUCCAGAAUCGGUGAUCCCGCUCAAGUGAGUUUCAAAGGGUAUUUCCUGUUCGGACUAAGUUACGGGACCGCUUCCCUGAGUUGUACACUGCCCAUUUUCCUUGCUGUGCUCGGCCUUACCGCUUCAGACGCCGGCUUCUUUAACACUCUGGCGAAUUUCCUUCUAUUCGCCGCAGGAAUGGGCCUUGUAAUACUGGCUCUGACGUUAGGCAUAGCCUUUUUCAGGGGCGCAAUGGUGGGUGGGUUGCGCAGGGCCCUGCCAUACAUCCAGCCGAUCGGAUACUGGUUGAUGGUACUUGCAGGCACCUACAUCAUCUUUUACUGGCUGACCAUAGGGGGACUGAUGGGACCGUAGUCCCCUAUAGUUGAGGACACGCAAAAGCAAAACAAGAGAGUACGAGUUGGGGCAGUCAAUAGUGACUGCCCCAACUAAUUCCUCGAGAACUAUGGUUCUGGACUAGCGCUUGGUGUACUGAGGAGCGCGGCGAGCUCGCUUUAGACCGUACUUCUUGCUUUCCUUAAUACGGGAGUCACGAGUGACGAGGCCGUGCCGUCGCAGUGUUGGCUUCAGAUCCUCGUCAAACACUAUCAAUGCCCGCGUGAUGCCGUGCCUGAUGGCCUCAGCCUGGGCAUUUACACCACCACCAGUUACCUUGACGACCAAUUGAAACCGGUUGGUGGUGUUCGUUACCCUGAAAGGUUCAUUGAUGACGACUUGCCAAGGCAACCAGUUGAAAUAGUCUUCAACCAAUUUCCCGUUGACCAGCAUCGGUCCGCCGUCAGAGUUGGGGUAAAGCCGUACCCUCGCGAUAGCCCUCUUGCGCUUGCCUGUACCAUAGAAAUACUGUUGCUGAGUUUCCGCCUGCACCAAAGCUGUUAACCGUCCUUAAUUUCCUUCUCUUUGUUCCGAUAACUGUCCAAUUUGCGCCUCGUGGGGGUGAGAAUCUCCGGCGUAUACUUUGAGGCGCUUCAGCAUCUCCCGACCCAGCUUGUUUCGUGGCAGCAUACCUUUUACGGCCAACUGCAACACCCGGUCGGGAUGGGAUUCCAACACGUCCCGGAGAAUAAAGCUCUUGAGAUUCCCGACGUAACCGCUGUGGCGGUAGUAGGUCUUCUGCAGAAGCUUAUCACCCGUUAUCCUGACUUUAUCCAUGUUUACCACGACCACAUGGUCGCCGGUUAGGACGUGAGGCGUGUAGGUUGGCCGAUCUUUGCCCUGCAGGGCAACUGCCACGUCCCGGGCCAACCGGCCCAACGAUUGUCCUGUGGCGUCUAUCAGGCGCCAUUUUUGUUCGACCUGUCCAGGCUUUGGAAAGUAAGUGCUAGUUCUCUUCAUGAUUAUUUUCGACCUGUGCCCAAGAAUUUCAAUACGUUACCUCCCGGAGCCAUAAGCCCUUGGCAGGCAGAGUCGGUAUCGAAUUGAUUGCUACUCCAUCAAUACUAACUUGUUGACCUCUCAAUAUGGUCCUGAACGCAUCUCGUGGCCAGUUUCCCUUGCCAAUUUCAACGAGGACGGCGUUGGUUCUUCGAAUUUGGUGCUGCAUGAAGCCACUGGCUUCACACGUGAUAAUCACCAAAUGUUCGUCUUCUAUCGCUGCCGCUACGUUCCAGCGGUAAACCUCGCGCACUGCGCUCUUCUCGACGGGAUGACUCGGCGCUAGCGGACGAAAAUCGUGGAUUCCAACCAAGUGCUGAGCCGCCAGGUUCAUCUCAUCUAUCUUUAAAGGUUCCCGGAUCCAAUGGUAGUGCCUUUGAUAUAAAGGUGAAGGGAGCAGACGGUUCAAGAUUCGGUACUGGUAAAUGCGAGUCUGCGCUUCUUUCCUGGAAUGGAAAUCGUUCAGGGCCUCGCAGGCUUCAGUAAUCCGAAUGUCCCUUGGGAGAUAGUAGUUGAGAGCGCCAACGAAGGUCUCCGUCCUAUAUUUGCUCUCAGAAAUAAAGUCAACCACCUGACCCAUUGCGUGUGCUCCCGAGUCGGUACGGCUGGCUCCUCGAAUCCGUAUGUCCUCUCCCGUAAACUCCUUCAGUGCUUUCUCUAUUUCUCCCUGGAUUGUGGGCUGGUUAGGCUGGAGCUGAAAUCCUGCAUAGUCGGUGCCGUCGUAUUCAACAAGCAAGGCCAAUCGGCGACCGGACCUGACAUCAAGGGAGUUUACCUCUUUAAAGUUUCCCAACGCUUGUUGCAAUGCGACUCCAGCCAGUGCAUUUCACCUUACACGAGCUCAAUAACCGCCAUCUGAGCCCCAUCGCCUUGCCGCGGGCCCAGUUUUACAAUCCUGGUGUAGCCUCCCGGACGGGUCUCGUACCGGGGCGCCAAAUCGUCAAAUACCUUCUUCACCACCUGUUUAUUAGGUAUUUGUGCUAGUGCCAGGCGACGAUGGUUCAAAUUACCUUUCUUACCGUGGGUUAUCAGUUUUUCUGCGACGAUCCGGGUUUCCUUUGCUUUUGCGAGCGUGGUCGUGAUGCGCUCGUGGCGGAUCAAUUCGCAAGUGAGGCCUCUCAGCAGGGCCUUUCGCUGGUCUUUAUACCGGCUCAGGUUACGGCCGGCCACUCGAUGGGAUGCCAUUGUCUAGGAAGCCUCCUCCUCGUCGUCAUCAAAAUCGUAGUCCAGAUCGUCUUCAAAGUCCUCUUCGGUGCCGGCAUCAUCUGUGAUGGCGACGCUCUCAAGGGCUCCGAGGAUAUCGCUGCCGGGCUGUGCAGACUGGACUAUUGUAAUGCCAUCCAGCCCUCGAUCUUCGCCGUCGCUAUCGAAUUCGUCCAAUAUACCAGCGCCGACCGGACCCAAUUCAGAAUCCUCCUCUCCGGAACUGGAAGCCACUCCCUGUUCGGCCAGCUUGCUGCGCAAUUCGGUGAGAGACUUCUCACCGAAAUUCCGAAUUUUGAGCAGUUCAUCAUCGGACAUUUCCAGGACUUCGCCCACCCUUGUUAUGUGGGCUCGCUUCAAGCAAUUCAGCGUGCGGUGGGAUAGAUCCAACCUCUCAAUGGGGGUUUGGUAAGUCUCCGGAGAUAGGCUGAGACUGGGCCUGCUGAAUGUGCUGACGCCGCCACCCGACAGAUUCUUGAACAAAAAGAAGUCGUCUACCAAGGCUUCGGCGGCUUCACCCAGCGCGUCCAGGGGAGCGAUUGUACCGUCCGUCCAAAGUUCCAAAACCAGUCUUUCGUAGUCCGUUCGCUGUCCAACCCGGGUGGGUUCCCUGGUGUAGUUGACCUUCUUGACCGGGUUGAAAACGGCGUCAACCGGCAGCACGCCCACCUGCAUGCCGGCACUACCUUCAGACUGGGCCGCUGGACGAUAGCCCAACCCGGAUUCCACAUUGAAUUCAAUGGACAGGUUGGACUCUGUGCCAUCCAAUGUUGCCAAGUGCAGCUCCGGGUUGACAAUUUCGAAGUCGCUGGAGGUGGCAAUAUCACCGGCACAUACCCGGCCCUCACCCUGUACGUCCAACCGCAUCUUGCCGGUGCGCUCACUAUCGGCGUGGAUGCGAAUGCGCUUGAUGUUCAAGAGCAGGUCCAUCACCUCCUCUUUGACCCCGGUGACGGCCGUGUACUCAUGCACCACGUUUUCGAUCUUUACCCAGGUUAUGGCACUGCCCUUGAUGGAGCUAAGGAGGAAGCGCCGUAAUGGAUUGCCGAUAGUGUGGGCAAACCCCGGCACCAACGGCUCCAGGGCGACCCUGGCGUAUCCAUCAUCUGAUUCCAGCACCGUAAUGCUGGGUCUGAUAUUUUCUGAUGCCCCUUCCAGCGGGGCCGAUGGGAGGAUAUAAGUUUCCAACAUGAGACUUACUACCUCGAAUAGAACUCUACAAUUAGCCUUGAAUUGAUAGACUGGGUCAAAUCCUCGUCCGCCGGUAGCGCCACAACUUCCCCAAUCAUCUCAUUGACAUCCAAGGACAACCAUGUAGGAACAGGACGCUUGGGAAUGCCGUCGGUGCGCUCCCUGAAGAAAUCGCUAUUCUUUGACGCUUCUCGCCAAGAAAUAGUGUCUCCGGCCUUGACCAGGAAGGAAGGAAUAUUGGUCUUCACUCCUCUGACCUGGAUGUGUCCGUGCAUAACCAUUUGCCUUGCCUGCUUCCUGGAAUCGGCAAACCCAAGAAGGUACACUAUGUUAUCGAGGCGCCGUUCCAGGGUACGAAGCAAGUUCGAACCCGUAAUGCCCGGGCUACUGAAAGCAUCAGCCAUAUAGCGUCGAAACUGACCUUCCAUCACCCCGUAAAUCUGGCGGGCCUUCUGCUUCUCGCGCAGGUGAACCCCAUAGUCCGAAGGGCGGCGGCGGCGGUUGGUCUGGUUUCCUGGUGGAGAAUGACGGCGUUCCACAGCGCACCUGGGGGUAAAGCACCGGUCCCCCUUCAAGAAAAGCUUUUCUCCUGCCCUUCGGCAAAGCCGACAGGAUGGCCCUGUAUAUCUUCCCAUAAUCUUUCUUACUACACCCUUCGUCGUUUAGGUGGCCGACAACCAUUGUGGGGAAUCGGCGUCACAUCUCGAAUGCUGGUUACUGACAGGCCUGCACCCUGAAGAGACCUGAUGGCCGCUUCACGCCCGGCGCCAGGCCCCUUGAUUAGUACGUCAAUCAUGCGCAGUCCCAUAUCCAUUCCCCUGCGGGCUGCCUGCUCGGCUGCUCUCUGGGCGGCAAAGGCCGUUCCCUUUCGGGAGCCUUUGAAUCCAACUGUCCCGGCACUGGCCGACGCUAUCACGUUUCCAUCGGUAUCAGUAAUGCUUACCAGAGUAUUGUUGAACGUGGAAUAUAUGUAAGCGCGUCCUUGUGGAACAGUGCGACGCUCCCUUCUACGUGUUCUUGGCCUGGGCAUAAACCUUCCUCAAAUUAAAACAGGAUUACUUCUUCCCACCGGUGCGGCGGCCGCGUCCGGCAACGGUCCGUCUCGGGCCCUUGCGGGAACGAGCGUUAGUCCGUGUUCGCUGCCCAUUAACCGGCAAGCCUCUCCGGUGCCGCAGGCCGCGGUACGAACCAAUUUCAAUCAAGCGGCGGAUGUUCUGGUUGACUUCACGGCGGAGGUCACCCUCGGUGAGAUAUUCGCGGUCUACGAUCUCGCGAAUCCGGUCCACCUGACUUUCGUCCAGUUCAUUCAUUCUUGGGGACAUUUCCGAAUCAAUCCCGGCCUUCUCCAGUAUUUCCGUGGCAAUUACGGGACCAACCCCAUAAAUGCUGCGGAGGGCAAUGUGAGCCCGCUUGCGGUCGGGUACGUCAACGCCAGCUAUACGAACCAUAACUUGAUCCUCCUGAAAUUCCGGUGAACUAUCCCUGCCGCUGCGCAUGGCGCGCGUUAGGACAGAUUACCCUAACCACGCCCUUUCGCUUGAUAACCCGGCACUUGUCGCACCUUGGUUUGACCGAUGCACUAACUUUCAUAUUUGGACCUCCUGGCCUCCGAAAGAACACUAUGCCGAAAAGCUCUUACUUAAACCGAUAUGUGAUUCGACCCCGGCUCAAGUCAUAGGGGGAAAGCUCGACCAGUACCCGGUCGCCAGGCAAUACGCGGAUGAAAUGCAUUCUAAUCUUGCCUGAAACAUGAGCCAAAACCUGAUGGUCAUUGGGAAGUUCUACCCGAAACAUCCCGUUGGGGAGAGCCUCGGUAACCUUGGCCUCUACCUCAAUAGCUUCCUUUUUCGGCAUAACCCUCCUUGAUUCAAUACUGCCGAUGCUCGG